CAAAAAUUGUCUUCAUGUUUGGAAUUUUGUACGCUAGUUAUGCAAUGAAGUGACAGAAUGCUGAAGUAUUAUCUGAUAGCCACAUUGGCUCGACUGGGUCUCAUUGGUUAUGGACAAUGGCAGGACUCCACGAUGGCCGUUAAAUUUACAGAUGUUGAUUAUUAUGUCUUCACGGAUGCCACUGCAUUUGUGGCUCAGGGAAAAUCACCAUACGAAAGAUCAACAUAUCGAUACACACCACUUCUUGCAUACAUUCUUCUUCCAAAUAUGUGGACUCCAGUAUUUGGCAAACUACUCUUCGUUUUCUUUGACAUCUUAACUGGAAUUCUUAUUAACAGACUUCUGCAUUCGACAGGCUGUUCAGCUAAAAUGGCUGCCAUAUGUUCUAACCUGUGGUUGCUGAAUCCUUUAACAAUGACUGUAUCGUGUCGCGGAAAUGCUGAAUCACUCAUGUCAUUUUUAGUGAUUCUGACUUUGUUAAUGCUUCAUCACCAACAGACAUUCGUUGCCGCAGUGACUUACGCUAUUGCAGUUCAUUUUAAGAUAUACCCUGUGGUGUAUGCCUUACCAAUCUAUCUGUUGCUUGGAAGAGGAGGUGGUACCAAAGUGGAUCCCCAAAAGAACCUGAACAGUAUUUUUAGCAAGUUUCUGCUCCAACUACUGCCAAACAGAAACAGAGGCGUCUUCCUUGCAGUGGGAGUCGCUAUCGUUGGAGGAUUAACAUCUUUAUUUUAUAGUUGGUAUGGAUGGAAGUUCCUUUUUGAGACGUAUCUCUACCAUGUAGUGAGACGAGACGUGCGGCACAACUUCUCUCCGUACUUUUACAUGCUGUAUCUGUCUGGGGAAUCAGAGACGUCUCUGCCAGUCAAAGUACUGGGAUUUCUUCCACAAAUCCUACUCCUCUUAAUAAUAUCAUGCAAGUUUUAUAGAGACCCGUCAUUCUGCUGGUUCCUCAACACCUUUGCAUUUGUGGCUGCUAAUAAAGUGUGUACAACACAGUAUUUUCUUUGGUACCUAUGUUUGCUGCCUCUGGUGGUACCUAGAAUAAAAAUGAACCUCGGCAGAGCAAUUUUUCUUACAUCUCUAUGGUUUUUAUCACAGGGUUUAUGGUUGUUGCCAGCAUACUACCUCGAGUUUCAAGGAUUGAACACAUUUCUUUUCAUAUGGAUGGCUGGACUUGUAUUUUUUGUUGUUAAUAUGUAUAUUAUGUACUCACUAAUUGUGUGUUAUAAACCAGAGGAUCAGCCAUUUGUGCAGCUCAAAUACAUAGAAAGCGGACAAAGAACAUGUUAUUAAUAAUAUAAAAGAAAUGUGCAACUGUACAGGUUUGAAUGGGUAUGUUGUGAUUUCAGAAAUAUCCAUUAAAAAAAACAAUUGGUAAUGGAAAAUGACUAAACAGUUAAGUGUUAUUUCAAAGUUGAAUAAUAGCAGCUACCCAUAAAUAUUAUAUAUUAACCUUUGUUAAAAUAUUCAACCGAUAACCCACAAAAAAUGCUCCGUAUGCGAAUUUGGUAUUACAGUAAAUUGCAGCUUGAUAUCUUUAUAUUAAAUAAAAUUACUGACAUUAAAAAAUCGCUCGAAACCACUAUAUAGUUGCAAUUGUAAAAUAUAGGACAACCUGGAUUUCUGCCAGAGGGUAAAACGGGUAUGUUGCCAUACCCAAAUAUGUUUGCAGAUUAUUUUUUUUUAAGUUAACCUUUUGACAAAAUUAAUUUUAUCAUUACUGUAUGAUUUUCUUAACCCUAACCCUAAACUUAACCCAUUUUAUUACUGGGGGAGGCCCCCAAUACCCUGUUGACUGGGUGCAUUCAAUUCUAUAGCGCCAUAUCCAAACAUUUCUUUCUGGCAGAAACACUGGGACAACGGACCCUGCAUUUGAUCAGCUAUAUGCUUUAGAUAUUACUAGUGCUUCAUGACUGGUAUGUCAGCAUCUGUGGUAUGUGUUAUCCUGUAAGAGAGAAAUAUUAAUAGCCAUAUUAAAGAUCCCUUUGUGCUAAUUAGUAAAGCUGCUCAUAUUGCAGUGGUUUCCAAUUUCUCUCUAACACUGGCAGAAAGUAGCUCAAUGGUUAAAUAGCUUGCCUGAUUUGCAAUGGGUUGUAGGAUCGAUCCCCUCGGUGGACCUGAUGUUUCUCAUCCCCACCAAUUCCAUAUUAAUGGUAUAUGAAAGGCCAUGGUAUAUCAGCACUGUCCUGUCUGGAGGGAAAGGUUUAUAAAAUGUUCAUCAAGCAGCAGUUUAUUAUCCUGCCCCAGUGUUAAAAUAACCAUAUGUUAGAACACCAAAUAAUGUUGUUAACAUUUCUUUCAUUUUGUCUAGAAAUUCAGUUAUAUUAUCAUCAUCAUCAUCAUCAUCAUCAAAAGCAUGAAUGUAUAUAAAAGAAAUGACAAACAUAAUCACUUCAGUUUUUUAUAUUUCAAUAAACUGAUCACAUGA
This is a messenger RNA of Gigantopelta aegis, 2431 nucleotides long. Its product is annotated as GPI mannosyltransferase 1-like. The coding region runs from base 58 to 1296 and encodes 412 amino acids. The transcript has 6 exons. Gene Ontology annotation, biological process: GPI anchor biosynthetic process. Gene Ontology annotation, molecular function: alpha-1,4-mannosyltransferase activity; GPI mannosyltransferase activity. Gene Ontology annotation, cellular component: glycosylphosphatidylinositol-mannosyltransferase I complex; membrane. The record is from RefSeq and is a predicted model, not a curated record. Lineage: Eukaryota; Metazoa; Mollusca; Gastropoda; Neomphalida; Peltospiridae.